Molecule: messenger RNA, 3968 nt
Organism: Phasianus colchicus (ring-necked pheasant)
Lineage: Eukaryota; Metazoa; Chordata; Aves; Galliformes; Phasianidae
Gene: CWC22
Product: CWC22 spliceosome associated protein
Biological process (GO): mRNA splicing, via spliceosome
Cellular component (GO): catalytic step 2 spliceosome
Molecular function (GO): RNA binding; protein binding
Source: RefSeq, a predicted model, not a curated record
GCCGUCGCUGGGCGGUGCCUGAGCGCGUCGCGUUCCUUGCGUGUCGCGUUCCGCCGGAAGUGACGGCGUUGGCAGCGGUACGCGGUGGCGGGCGAUGACACGUUCUGGGUGAACUGAUCUCCGCUUUGGAUUUUCUCGUUGCUGCUGCGUUCAGAGUCUCGUAUAAAUAGCAGAAGUGGAGAUGAAGAGCAGGGUGACACAAAUAAACCAUGGCUCCAGUCAUGAAAGGAAAGAAAAAUACAGUCCACGGCACAGAAGUUUGACUCCAGAGGACAGGGAUGUAGAGCGUGACAGGUCUCCAUCUCCCAGAAGAAGAAGAUAUUCUGAUGACAGCAGAUAUGAUCAAGAAUAUUCAAGAAGGGAGUAUUACGAUGACAGAUCUUCAGAAAGAAGGAUGGAGAGAGGGAGAGACAGAUACUAUGAAAAGUGGGAAGAAAGAGAUUAUGAUCGAAGGAGGAAGAGAAGACUCUCUUCCCCUGAUCAUAGGAGUCCAGAGAGGUCAACAGUUCAGGGCUCAAAUACUCAUGAAGAGGCCACUUCAAAGAAGAAGAAAGAAGAAGUGGAUCCAAUCCUUACUCGCACAGGUGGUGCAUAUAUUCCACCUGCCAAGCUCAGAAUGAUGCAAGAACAAAUUACUGAUAAAAAUAGCUUGGCAUAUCAGAGGAUGAGUUGGGAAGCCUUGAAGAAGUCCAUCAAUGGUCUCGUCAAUAAAGUAAACGUUUCUAAUAUAGAAAACAUUAUUCAUGAGCUGCUUCAGGAGAAUAUUGUUCGAGGAAGGGGAUUGCUGUCUAGAUCCAUUUUGCAAGCUCAGGGUGCCUCUCCAAUUUUUACCCAUGUUUAUGCGGCUCUUGUGGCAAUUAUUAAUUCAAAGUUUCCAAAUAUUGGUGAAUUGAUUCUCAAGAGGUUGAUAUUAAAUUUUCGCAAAGGAUAUCGCAGAAAUGAUAAGCAACUCUGUCUAACGUCUUCGAAGUUUGUUGCGCAUUUGAUGAAUCAGAAUGUGGCCCAUGAGGUUUUAUGUUUGGAAAUGCUCACCUUGCUUCUUGAAAGGCCUACUGAUGACAGUAUUGAAGUAGCAAUUGGAUUUCUUAAGGAGAGUGGGCUCAAGCUAACAGAAGUUUCUCCUAGAGGUAUUAAUGCAAUCUUUGACCGUCUUCGACACAUUCUCCAUGAGUCUAAAAUUGACAUGCGUGUUCAGUACAUGAUAGAAGUCAUGUUUGCUGUACGGAAGGAUGGCUUCAAGGAUCAUCCAAUCAUUCCAGAGGGAUUAGAUCUAGUGGAAGAGGAAGAUCAAUUUACUCAUAUGUUGCCUUUAGAAGAUGAAUACAACCCAGAGGAUGUUCUUAAUGUUUUCAAGAUGGAUCCCAACUUUAUGGAAAAUGAAGAAAAAUACAAAGCACUCAAGAAAGAAAUUCUUGAUGAAGGUGACAGUGAGUCUGAACCAGAUCAGGAGGCUGGAAGUAGUGAUGAAGAGGAAGAUGAAGAUGAAGAGGAGGAUGAAGAUGGCCAGAAAGUUACUGUCCAUGACAAGACAGAAAUCAACCUGGUUUCCUUCCGUCGUACCAUUUAUCUUGCUAUUCAGUCGAGCUUAGACUUUGAAGAAUGUGCUCACAAAUUGCUGAAGAUGGACUUUCCUGAAAGUCAAACAAAAGAACUCUGCAACAUGAUACUUGACUGCUGCGCUCAGCAAAGAACAUACGAGAAAUUCUUUGGGUUACUGGCAGGGCGUUUCUGCAUGUUGAAAAAAGAAUAUAUGGAAUCCUUUGAAGCUAUUUUCAAGGAACAGUAUGAUACCAUUCAUCGUUUGGAAACAAACAAAUUAAGGAAUGUUGCCAAGAUGUUUGCUCAUCUGCUGUACACUGAUUCCAUUCCCUGGAGUGUUCUGGAGUGUAUAAUACUGAGUGAAGAAACAACCACAUCCUCCAGUAGGAUUUUUGUCAAAAUAUUCUUUCAGGAGCUUAGUGAAUAUAUGGGACUUCCAAAUUUAAAUGCAAGAUUAAAGGACAUAACAUUGCAGCCUUUCUUUGAGGGAUUACUGCCUCGGGAUAACCCAAGAAACACUCGCUUUGCCAUCAAUUUCUUCACUUCCAUUGGCCUUGGAGGACUUACAGAUGAAUUACGGGAGCAUCUGAAAAAUGCACCAAAGAUGAUAAUGACUCAGAAACAAGAUGUUGAAUCAUCAGAUUCAUCUUCAUCUUCAGAAACAGACUCUUCUUCAGAUUCUGAUUCUGACAGCAGUAGCAGUAGCUCAGAGUCAUCCAGCAGCAGUGACUCUUCAUCUAGCAGUAGCGACAGCAGUGACUCAGAUGCUUCCAAAGCUAAAAGAAGGAGAACACAAAAGAAAAAUAGAGAAUCUGAUAAAGCUUCCCGGAAAAAACAAGAAAGGAAAAGGAAAUCUCUUGAGAAGAAAGUGGGAAGGAGACGGCAAGAGGACAGAAGUGAUAGUGAGAGCAAGUUAGAAAGAAAUCACCAAAAUAUGAGAGAAGCACACAGGAGGGAUGACGCAUCAAAAUAUCAUCACAGAGAUGAGUCUAAUGGCAGAGACGAUUACGAAGCACAUAGGAGAGAUGACGUAUCAAAAUACCACCACAGGGAUGAGUCUAAUGGCAGAGAUGAUUACCAUAGUGGAAGGGAUAGGAACCACGAGAGAAGUAAGGAUCUAGAAAAUAAACACAGCAAUUCAAAACUGAAGAAAGCAGAAAGAAGAGCUUCUUUUUCUGAUGAUGAAAGUUAUAGACAUGGGAGCAGAGAUAAUGGACAUCGGAGUAGAAAAAGAGAAAGAUCUAGGUCUGGAGAGAGAUCCUAUAACAAGUCAAGUCCAAGGGAGGAGGAAGAAGACCACCGAUACAGAAAUGGCUCAGAGAGACUCAGAGAGAAGUACAACCAUUACUCUGACCAGUACAGGGAAUCAAGAAAAUAUGAGGAUAGACGAAGGGAGAAUUCCCCACACAGACGAAAAUAAUACCUAAACAGUUUGAAAUAAAUGGGCAUUUCUGGGCUGAUAAAACUGUAUUUUAAAAAAGUGACUAAACUUUCUUUAAAAAAGAUUUUGUACAAAGUGGUAGUUUGCAUUUGUAAAUUUUAUCAGACUUUUUCAGAUUUUCAGUACUGCUUUUUUAUAACUGUUGCUUUAAGUCUUUCUGUUAAACUCAUCCUCUGGGAAGAUGAAGUUGUUUAUUUUGUGAAUAAAACAGUUAAGAUCUCAGUGAAAUGGGUGUUUUUGUCACUUAAUUUCAAGUAUUUGUAACUUUAUAGUAUUAAAAAGUUGGGCUUUAACUUGGGCUAAUUGCAGAUCAGAAAUGCUGAAGCUAACGUAAGGAUCUCAGAUUAUAUAUAGGUGAUGCAUUAGAAGGCUUUUUAAAUGGAGUUACAUCAGCAUGAGCACUACAUGCGUUCUACAGUUAUACAUUCUUUCAUCUUCAUAAAACUUCAUCUUCAAACUUACAUGGGAGUAAGUUUGACCAAAUUUUUUCAGGAAAACCUUUGUUUAUUUUUUCAAGAGUUAAAAAUUGGAAAAGCAGUUUUAUUAUUUUAAAUGUCACUUUUGAAAAUGUGUCAACUUGUUCUGUGUUACUUUUCACAGUGUUUUUUAAUGUUAUAACAUCCUAAGCUUGAGAUCUACACUUGUGAUCUUACAGAGAGGAAAAAAUUUUUUUGGCUGUGAAUCUGAUUUAAAGUCAUGUGUAGACUUCAGGUGUAGCUCCAAGGGAAAUGUUUAAGGAAUGUCCUUCCUGGUAUACUUUAAAAAAAAAAAAAAAAAAAAGUGAAACAGAAGACUUCAAAUCUUCUUCACUUUGAACUGUGUGGCUUGAAAGGCUUGAGCUUACUGGAAGCAAAGUUUUACCAAAAACAAACAAAAAAACCCAGCAGUUUAUAAUAAUAGAAGUAGUUCUAUCUAGAGUCAUUUGAAGAACUAGCUCAACAUUCAUUGUUUGACUUAUGAAUCAGAAUUGUGGUUAAGAUUAAAUAUC